Sordaria macrospora k-hell is the source of this 1872-nucleotide messenger RNA. RefSeq lists its product as uncharacterized. The record is from RefSeq and is a predicted model, not a curated record. NCBI's taxonomy places the organism in Eukaryota, Fungi, Ascomycota, Sordariomycetes, Sordariales, Sordariaceae. Gene Ontology annotation, molecular function: flavin adenine dinucleotide binding; oxidoreductase activity, acting on CH-OH group of donors.
AUGGGUUUGUCCACGCUUCUUUAUUGGGCUGGGUUGUCGGUGGGCGCCUGGGCCUCGGGAGCACCCAGACCUAAUGGCAGCAAAAUAUACGACUACAUCAUCGUCGGCGGAGGAACCGCGGGAAAUGCAUUAGCGACGCGUCUCAGCCAGGGACUUCCCGAAGCCAAGAUCCUCGUCAUUGAAGCCGGUCCAGCCGCGCUCGAUGAAGACGCCAUCAACGUCCCAGGACUCAAGGGAGGAAACCUCGGAGGGAAAUAUGACUGGAACUUUCCAACAGUACCACAGGCGGCUCUCAACAAUCGCACCACCGUGGUCAACAGAGGCAAAGUCCUCGGCGGCUCGUCCGCCAUCAACUUGCUCAGUUGGAACCGAGCGGCGGCUGUCGAGUACGACCAAUGGGAAAAGGUGGGAAACCCCGGAUGGAACUGGAAGUCCAUGAGCACCGCCAUGCUCAAGGCGGAGAACUACACUGGUGGUCCACCCGGUUCGGGAACAAAGGGACCAGUUCACGCCUCUGUAAGCCGUUACGUGCCCGAGCAUCAAAAGUUCUUCGUGCCCACGAUGGUUGGCUCACUGUCCAUCCCGGACAAUAACAACUCCCUUCAAGGGAAUCCUAUCGGCGUCAUGAUCCAGCCUAGCAGCAUCAACCCGACGAACUACGUCCGGUCCUACAGCGCCAACGCCUACUUGCCGAAGGCUGGACCCAACUUGGAAAUCCUCACGGACACGUUCGUAGCUAAGGUCAACCUCGAAAAGCAGACUCGGGCUAGCAGCACCUACCAAGCAACGGGCGUCACCCUAGCCAACGGCACCGUCAUCCGGGCUUCGCAAGAAGUCAUCCUCUCCGCCGGCGCGAUCCAGACCCCCAAUCUGCUCGAGCGCUCAGGCAUCGGCCGUUCAUCUGUCCUCCGGGCCGCCAACAUCACGCAGCUCAUCGACCUCCCCGGCGUCGGUGAGAACUACAAUGACCACCUGCGCUUGCAGCUCGUGUACCAGCUCAAACCGCAGUACCGCAGCUCCGACCUGCUCAAGUACAACUCCACCGCGGCCGCUGAAGAACUAGCCAAGUGGCGCGCCGGCAUCCCAUCCAUCAUGGAUGACAAAGCGGGCGCUUACGUGUUUGCCAACUGGGAGCAAGCCACCGGCAACAAGUCCAAAGCUGCCCGUCUUGUGGCUCUCGCUCGCUCCGUUGCAGCCAACCUCACAACCACCACCACCACCACCGACAAAAUCGGCCACGCCGGCCUGAAAACCAAACUAACCCUCCUCACCACCCCCUCCGUGCCCCAAGUAGAAAUAAUCUUCUCCGACGGCUUCGCGGGUGGCUACCUCUCGCCUUCCGACCCGCUCUACUCGCAGGUUCCCAAACCGCACUUCUUCAGUCUUCUCGUCGCCAUCCAGCACCCACUUUCCACAGGGUCGGUACACAUCGACACCUCUUCUCCUUUGCAUGGAAACCCCGUGAUAAACCCCAACUUUUUGUCAAACAAAUACGACAUGGCGGCUUGCAUCGCCGGUCUGAAGUUCGCUCGUCGCAUAGCCUUGUCUGAGCCCUUACGGAGUGUAUGGGUGGAUGAGUACAGUCCCGGGUUGGAUGCCGUGAAGAUGAAUGAUGAUGAGGCGUGGAGAGAGUAUGUGGUGAACACGAUGCAGAGUAUUUUCCAUCCGACCAGCACGGCGGCGAUGUUACCGAGGAGAGAGGGAGGGGUGGUGAAUGGGAAGUUGAGGGUUUAUGGGACCGAGGGAUUGAGGGUGGUGGAUGCGAGCGUGUUUGCGACGCAGUUGGGCGCGCAUGUGCAGACGGCGGUUUAUGGGGUAGCGGAACGGGCGGCGGAGAUGGUGAUAAAGGAGUCGAAUGGGCGGAGGGGGUAA